AUGGACAAGUCUUUCACAACUCCUCCACUAUUCCAACUAACAACACCACCACCACCAACUCAAGCGGCGGCGCCACCGCCGGCGUACUCACUGGCGGCAAUACACACAGUCAGGAAGCCACCUUCAAAGCCAUGGAGACGACCGGAGCCAGCACCGGCAAGAGUUUAUCGUGUGGAGCCAAGAGGUUUCAGGCAACUUGUUCAAAGACUCACUGGAGCAACAUCAUCAGCACCACAAGCUCCGGCCAGACCUCUGAAAGAGACGGCGGCACCACCGCCUGCUUUGCCUUUGGUUCCUCGUUCACUUACACCGGAAUUCAAUGAUGUUGGUUGUUUUCAAGAGUUGAAGACUUCGGCGGUGAACGGUGGUGGUGGUCCGGUGGGGUUCUUAUCGCCGACGUUUUAUUCAGGGUGGUGUUUGUCUCCUCUUUUCAGCCCUGGAACUGUUGCUGCUCUUGAUCAUAGCAGCACCAGCAGCAGCACUCAUGUUCUUUAA
Molecule: messenger RNA, 495 nt
Organism: Dioscorea cayenensis subsp. rotundata (Guinea yam)
Lineage: Eukaryota; Viridiplantae; Streptophyta; Magnoliopsida; Dioscoreales; Dioscoreaceae
Product: proline-rich receptor-like protein kinase PERK8
Exons: 1
Coding region: 1-495 (164 amino acids)
Source: RefSeq, a predicted model, not a curated record